This is a messenger RNA of Capsicum annuum, 2374 nucleotides long. RefSeq lists its product as uncharacterized. NCBI's taxonomy places the organism in Eukaryota, Viridiplantae, Streptophyta, Magnoliopsida, Solanales, Solanaceae. The record is from RefSeq and is a predicted model, not a curated record. The transcript is spliced from 9 exons. Bases 211 to 2157 code for a protein of 648 amino acids.
ACAAACAAAAACACUACACUUGGCUUGAAUAUUGACAAACUCUUUAAUUUCUUUAUAUUCAUUUUUUUAUGAAAUUAUGAAACCAAACAUUAUUAAUAAUACCAAAAAAACACACCAAAGAUGUGGGACGUCAUAUUAUAUUUAAUUGAUAACCUUACAAAAUGGACCUUUGAAAUUUUCUUGAUUGUUGUGCUUUAAAUUCUUUGUGGAAUGACGGCAAAGGCAAAAGUUGCAGAAAAAGGGACCAAAGAAAUUUCUGCAGCAUCUCUUCUUUCAAGGAUGUUUGGGAAAAUUCUAGCCAUUUUCUUCGUGGGGUUCGCGGUGUAUGCUUAUCGCACACUGCAGCCUCCUCCUCCGAAAAUUUGUGGCACCCCUGACGGUCCUCCUAUCACAGCACCAAGAGUUAAACUCAGCGAUGGCCGAUACUUAGCUUACAAAGAACAUGGUGUACCGAAAGACCAAGCCAGACAUAAGAUUGUGUUCAUCCACGGGUAUGAUUCUAACAGACACGACGCUGUUGUUGCAACUGGCCUCUCUCCGGAGGUUAUAGAAAGCUUGGGGGUAUACAUUGUUUCGAUUGAUAGACCUGGUUAUGGCGAAAGUGAUCCUAAUCCAAAACGAACAGUAAAGAGCUUGGCGUUUGAUGUACAGGAACUUGCUGAUCGAUUAGAGCUCGGGUCCAAAUUCUAUGUCAUUGGAUUUUCGAUGGGGGGACAAGCCGUUUGGACCUUGCUCAAAUAUAUUCCUCACAGAUUGGCUGGAGCGGCUCUUCUAGCGCCGGUUACUAACUACUGGUGGCCUAACUUCCCCGCGAACUUGUCCACUGAAGCGUUCAGCCAUCAGCUUCCUCAGGAUAGAUGGAAUCUCCGCGUUGCUCACUAUCUUCCGUGGCUUACGAAUUGGUGGAACACACAGAAGUUUUUCCCUGCUUGUAGUGCUGCUUCUUACAACCCGGGCGUUCUUUCUCCCCAGGACUUAGCAUUAAUGCCCAAGUAUCGCGCCAGAAGAGUUUUUUACGCUCAGGUAAGACAGCAGGGACAACACGAGUCACUCCAUCGCGACCUAAUGAUUGGCUUCGGGACAUGGGAAUUUGACCCUAUAGAUUUGGAAAAUCCGUUUCCCAACAAUGGAGGUUCAGUUCACUUAUGGCAAGGGGACGAGGACAAGCUCGUCCCUGCAACACUACAACGAUACAUUGCACAACGACAACUUUGGAUUCAAUAUCAUGAAGGUCCUCCCGUCACCGCACCUAGAAUCAAACUUAGUGAUGGAAGACACUUGGCUUACAAGGAGUUUGGUGUACCGAGAGAGAACGCAAAAUAUAAGAUUGUGUAUAUCCAUGGGUACGAUGAAUGCAGGCAUGAUGUUCCGAGUAACAUCCUCUCUCAAGACGUUAUUGAAAGUUUAGGAGUGUACAUUGUUUCCUUUGAUAGACCUGGUUAUGGAGAAAGUGAUCCUAAUCCAAAACGAGCAGUCAAAAGCUUGGCGUUUGACGUACAGGAGCUUGCCGAUCAAUUAGGACUCGGGUCCAAAUUCUACGUCAUUGGAUUUUCGAUGGGGGGACAGGCCGUCUGGACCUGUCUCAGAUACAUUCCUCACAGAUUGGCAGGUGCAGCUCUUAUUGCACCAGUUGUCAACUAUUGGUGGCCUAAGUUACCUGUGAAUAUGUCCCUAGAAGCAUUCGACCUUCAGCUUCCUCAAGACAAAUGGACCCUUCGCGUUGCUCAUUACCUUCCGUGGCUCACCUAUUUGUGGAACACGCAGAAGUUCUUUCCGGCAUGCAGUGCUGCAAGUCACAACCCUGCUGUUUUCUCUUCAAAGGACCUAGAGCUAAUUUCGAAGCAAAGUUCGAGCCAGGACUAUCGUGCACAGGUAAGACAAGGAGGAGAAUACGAGUCCCUCCACCGCGACUUAAUGAUAAGCUUCGGAACAUGGGAAUUCGAUCCAACAGAUCUUGACAACCCGUUCCCUAACAAUGAAGGUUCCGUUCACUUGUGGCAAGGCGCCGAGGAUAAGCUCUCACCUGUCAUACUACAAAGGUACAUUGCACAACAGUUGCCAUGGAUACAAUAUCAUGAAAUUCCAGGUGCUGGUCAUUUGGUUCCAAUGAUUGAUGGAAUGGGAGAGAAAAUCGUCAACACGCUUUUAACCGCGUAGACUUGACAUUCUUAUAGCUGCACGUGCAAGAUGCGCGCAUGGUUUCAUCUUGCGCGUAUAUUUGCCUAUAUAUCUCGUGUUUCAUUGUUCGUUCAGUUUCAUUCAUAUAUUGAUGUCAAAAUUUUGACUUGGAGAGAAAUAUUUUGUAUCACAAAUAUCUUUUGAUACUUUGUAAUCCAUCAUAAUUAUUGUGAUACUAUGAAAUCUUGUUUUUGCC